Molecule: messenger RNA, 10423 nt
Organism: Calliphora vicina (urban bluebottle blowfly)
Lineage: Eukaryota; Metazoa; Arthropoda; Insecta; Diptera; Calliphoridae
Gene: jbug
Product: filamin-type immunoglobulin domains fbug
Exons: 15
Coding region: 491-9505 (3004 amino acids)
Biological process (GO): actin cytoskeleton organization
Molecular function (GO): actin filament binding
Source: RefSeq, a predicted model, not a curated record
AAAGUCUGACUGACUGUAGGUAGAAUUUGCGUUUCAUGUGUAUGUAUAAGUGUUUGUAUGCAUGAGAUUUUGAACGAUUGCAAAAUUGAAAACAAGACCCACCUGAAUUUUUUCAGUCUGAAUAAAACGAUCGAUGUGUAAGCACGAAUUAGAAACAAAAAUAAAGAAAUUAUUUAUUUUAAACUCAAACGAAAUUGAAACUUGUUAAAUUUAUAUAAAAAAAAAUAAGUUGUUUAAAAAAGAAAACGAGCAACAAAAUUGUGUAUAAAACCCUAAAAAGUGUUAAUUAAAAGCAAAAGAUUACGCAAAACGAAGUAAUUAAUAACAUAUUUUGUAAAUUAUUAUUAAAAUAGCAAAAAAUGAUUUUAAAUUUGUUGUAAAAAAAAGAAGAAAUAAAAAAAAAAUCCUUAAGAAAUUUUAACUUAAAAAAAGUUAUUAAAAUAAUAAAAAAAGAAUAUAAAUUUAAAAAUAAAAAUAAAACUUAAACACCAUGGUUGGCACCAUGGAAGUAAAAGAUUUGAAAGGCGCUAAAAUAACACAUGCCGGUCUUUUGAAACACAACACGGAUGGCUCGGUGGAAACACAAAAAAUCACACAUGCCGGCCUAGUGGCACGCAGUCCCGAAGGCACGGCCGCCAAGGGCAUGAAUAUACGCGGCAAUGAAGACUUAUGGGUGGAAAUACAAGCCAAUACAUUUCGCAAUUGGGUAAAUGAACAUUUGCGAUCAACCGGAAUGCAGGUGCAUGACUGGGCUACAGAUUUCUGUGAUGGCACAUGCCUGUGUGCCCUGGUGGAAAGUCUACAGACCCGUCCCCUGAAGCCCUCCUGGAAUCGUCGUCCGGCCAAUCAACAUCAUUAUUUGGAAAAUGCCACCACAGCAUUGAGUGCCAUCGAGAAAGAUCACAUUAAAUUGGUGAAUAUUGGCAAUGUGGACAUUGUCAAUGGCAAUGUUAAGCUGAUAUUGGGUCUCAUCUGGUCCUUGAUUGUGCGCUAUCAAAUCGGUCGCAGUAAGUUCCCGCCACGUAAAUUAAUGUUGGCCUGGCUACAAGCAGCUCUGCCCGAGUGUAAGAUAACAAAUUUAACCACCGACUGGAAUAGUGGUGUAAAUUUGGCUGCCUUAUUGGACUAUUGUAAGCCGGGUUUGUAUCCUCACUGGCGCUCUAUGGCUCCUAGUCAAAGUGUAAGCAAUUGUACACAUGCCAUGAAUUUGGCCCAGAGUGAGUUUGGUGUACCCAAGGUAUUGGAGCCAGAAUAUUUGGCCUCGCCCUGGUUGGAUGAGUUGUCGGGCAUGACGUAUUUGUCUUACUUUAUGAAACCGGGUGGUCCCGGUUACAAUGCUACCAUGAGAUGGGUUAAUACACAAGUUAGGGAACCGGUGAAAAAUUUUACAACCGAUUGGAAUGAUGGCCGUGUAAUGUGUGAAAUUAUUAAGGGCCUGGGUGGCCCUGCUCCUGCACCAGAAAAACUCAGCACCGAUCCUUUCCAUUAUGAGAAUAAUGUACGUAAGGCCAUAGAUGCUGGUGCCAAAUUGGGCAUUCAGCCGGUAUUGACUGCAAAGGAUAUGGCCAAUCCCGAGGUGGAACAUUUGGGCAUAAUGGCUUAUGCUGCCCAUUUACAGUGGGUGCCACCACGUCCGCCGCUUUCGGAUUUGGUUAAUGUGUUUAUGGAAAGUACUUCGGGUAGAGUGGGAGAACAGACCCAUUUCCGCAUAGAUGUUAUGUCGCGGGAAAUUAGCUUGAGCAGCGUUAGAGCCCUGGUGGUAUCACCUUCGGGUAAUGCCCAACAUAUUAAAUUGAAUGCCCAUGGUGAGGGCGUUUAUGUACCUGAUAAGUAUGGCAUGCAUGAAAUUGUGGUGGAUAUUGGAGAUGACAGUUUGGGUGGCCAUUUCUUCCGUGUUUUGCCACGUUUUAUACAAGUAGCACCACCCGGUAUGGCUCCCUGUGCUCUAGGUAGUUUAGUAGAGGUAUUGGUAAAUGCUACUGGUGCUCCCAAGACCGAGGAUAUUCUAGUAACAGCUGUUUCCCCCACGGGCAUAUCCCACAAUUGUCCUUUGAAGAAAGUGGAAGAGGGUCAUAGUGCCAUAUUUAAACCGGAUGAGGCGGGUAUUUGGGAAAUUGCAAUUACCUAUCAGGGACGUCAUAUACAAGGUGGACCCUUUACUUGUGCUGUGUUUGAUGCCUCCGGCGUCUCCGUGCAUGGCCUAGAUGGAGCUAUGCCCUUGAGAGCUCAUUCCUUUGAGGUGGAUGCUCGCGGUGUGGGUGUCAAUGGAGAGCUGCAUGUUGACAUUGUCCAUGACAAAAGGUCGUUGGUGUGUUCGGUGGAGAAAAUCGUUGAUAAUAAAUAUCGUGUCACCUUUAUGCCACGUCAGAAUGGCAAAUAUCGUGUUUAUGUGUAUUUUAAUGGCUACGAUGUCAAGGGUUCACCGUUCAUUAUGCGUGUUGGCACCAAAGGCCGUUCAGGCAAGACACGUAGCAGUCCAUUGCACGACAACAAACAUCGUUCAGAGAGUCCCUCAAUGCACUAUACAGCAACAACGUCCACCAGGCACAAUGAUUAUCGUAAUGCGGCCACAUCAUCACUGUCCCGCAGAGAUUUACUUAAUCACAAUCACAAUACAGCUCAGGCAGCAGCAUCUGGAACAACAAUAUCCACAACAAAUAUUGGCACCAACGAACGUCAACGUUCGUAUUCACCACAAUAUUCACCCAAGCAGGAUACCACGGAUUAUCGCACAAGUUCCAGUUACUAUAAAAGGGAAAGUGAGGAAAAAUUGGCAACAUCACCGCCGCCACCACCGGCACCACAACCACCACCAUUACGUGAACGCGAACGUGAAUACAAUGACUCACCGACUACCAAAUACUUGAACUCGGCUGACUUGUAUAACGUCACUACGUCCAGACGUGACUCGAAAACCUCAAAUGCUUCAUCGUCCAAGAAUGACUACUACUAUGACAAGGAGAAUGAACUGUAUAGUGGACGGAAAAAUGAACGUGAUUUGAAAUUGGCGCCACCACGAGCUGAUCGUGAAGACCUGUACGAAGAACAUAGCCACAGACACUCAUACAGCAAUAACAACAACAAUCAUCAUCAUCAUCAACAGCAGCAGCAACAACAAAUACGCACAAAUACCGCAACACGAGGCUCUGUCUCGUACAGUACGAGAUUGAGUCCCAUAAUGUCCAGUCCCACACAUGAUAUAAGAUCUAGUGAAAUACGUACUCAUAGUCCUCUGACUAUAAAAACUUCGAUACCUUAUGAAACCACAACGCGUACUUUGAGCGCCAGUCCCAGACAUAUGUCGGCCUCGCCGGUACAAAGGUAUUCGCCCAACAGUGCCUACAUAACAACGGCCACACAUCGCAUGAGUCCUAGCUCAACUUUGAAUAAGAAUGGCUUUGAAUCGCGUACGGUGGAGAAAUCUUCAACUUAUAAAACCACUUCGAAUUUUGUCAACGAUUCGAAUAUACGUGCCAGUCCUUCACUUUAUGGCACAGCUGAACGCUUAAGACGCACCGCUUCACCCGAGCCCCGCAUUGAUCAUUCGUCAAACGUGCGUGUCUCUUCGAUUAAGCCCGCUUCGGCUAGACGUGAUAGUUGGGAUGUCAUCAAUAAAACCAAACACAUGUUAUCACACAAUUCACUGGAAUCAUUGGCCAAUAUGACCGAAUCACAAUUGAAUACAGAUCUAAGUUAUGCCCGACCCGAUAUCGAUAAUGAAACACAUCGUAAUACACAAUAUAAUAAAUUCGCCUUAAACGAACAAAAAUAUCACAGUGAUAGAAGAGGUUCUAGGGACUCGGUAGAUGAAAGCGAACGCUACAAACCCAGUGCCAUCACUGUCAAGUCACAAUCGAACAACUCGUACACCGACAAAGCUGGCGGUUUUACACGCACCGUCAAAGAAUCCAGCCAACAGAUUGUUACCGAAAGUUCUUCCAACGCCAAUGCUGCUGGCUAUAGUUCUUUGUCUCGAUUUCGCCCCAUCGAAAGUACUUUGACGGGUGUUACCGGUGCCCGGGCUAUACGCGUCCAGGACAUACCGAAUGGUGCCAUUGGCCGGCCGGUUGAAUUUGAAAUCGAUGGCUCUAAAGCUGGUUCGGGUAAUUUGGAAAUAUUGGUUAAUGGUGGUCGUGUCACAUCGUCGGUGCGCUCAUUGGGCGGCCAACGUUUUGUGGCCAGCUUCACGCCCCAUGAGCCCGGCAUACAUACAGUGCAGAUUACAUUUAAUGGAGAAACGGUACCAGGUUCACCCUGGCACGUUGAAAUCAUGUCGACACCCGGUAUAACUGCAUUGGGCGAAUCGACCCGUUUAGUACCCGCUAAUACACCGGCGGUUUUUGAUAUACUGCCGCCUCCUGGUCAAAGCCUUGCGAAAGGCGAGUGCGUGGCAACAGUUUUGGGUCCUAACAAGACCAAACUGAAUGCCAGAGUCACCCACGAGGCGGCAAACGGUGCCGCACGCAUCGAGUUCGUACCCACCGAGGUUGGUACGCACAUCAUUGAGGCCUCCAUAAACGGUACGAAAAUAUCUGGCGGCCCCUUGAUAGCCAAAGUCUACGAUUCGAGUUUAAUACAAGUCACAGAUGUCAAUGGCGGUGUGGUCGGUCAGCCCUGUCAAUUUCGCGUAGAUGCCAGUGCUGCGGGCGAAGGUCAACUGGAGAUUUCCAUAAAUGAGGGUGAAGUGCCCAAUCAUGUACAGGUCGUAGGUGGUGGACGUUGUUUGGUUUCAUUCACCCCAGAACAGGCCAAACCCCAUUUGAUUGAUAUUAAAUUUAAUGGUGAAACUGUUCGUGGCUGUCCAUUCGUUUGCCAGGUGGCGGACACCUCACGUGUUAUGUUGAAUUUAUCGAAUUUGGAGUUGAUACCGGUGAAUAGGCCAGCUUCGUUUCAUAUCACUGUAAGUGGUGGUGGUGCUGCUGAAUUGGCCGUUAGCGUGCGUGGACCACAUGGUGAGCUACCGGUACGUGUGACCGGGGAUAUACAUGCUGGUUUCACUGCCGAAUUUACACCCACCGCAGUGGGUGGUCAUUCCAUAAAUGUUGAAUACAAUGGUUUCCCCGUGCAGGGCACACCAUUCUUGGCCAAAUCAUAUGAUGCUACUAAAGUAGUGGUGGGUAGUGUGUCGCGUGGUACCGUCGGUCGUCCAGUGCAAUUUACCGUCGAUGCCGGUGAUGCGGGUGAGGGUAAUUUGGAAAUUACCAUUUCGGCCAAGGGUCAAAAUAUACCCACACAAGUACAUCCCCAAGGCAGUGCAAGAUUCUCCGUUUCCUUCGUACCCACUGAGGCUUGUGAACACACUAUAAAUGUGUCGUUUAAUAAAAUGCCUGUACCCGGUUGUCCCAUUACGGUCAUUAUCAGCGGCGGCAUGUCCGGUCCUCAAGUUUCCUUGGGCGGUCCCGGCCCAGUCCAUCAAUCGAAUUCUUUUGUUAUCAAUCACAACGGCGGUCGUUUAGAGGAUAUUGAAGUGAAUGUUGAAGGACCCGCUGGGCAAUCUGUGCCAGCACAGGUUCAUCAGUCUGCAGAGGGUGUCUUCAAGGCAGAAUUCGUGCCCCGUGUAGUGGGUGAGCAUCGUGUACAUGUCACUGUAUGUGGCCUUGCAACGGCUGGCAGUCCUUAUGCGGCCAAGGUUUAUGACGUUGGCGCCAUAAAGGUUAAAAACGUCAGCAACGGUACAGUCGGCAAACCAGUCACCUUCCUGGUGGAGACUUCACAAGCCGGUCCAGGCAACCUAGAAGUGACCGUCAAUGGUGGUCGUGUGCCUACAUCGGCACAGGCUCAAGGCCAACAUACCUACGCCAUAAGUUUUACACCGCGCGAAGCACAAAAUCACACCGUUGAGCUGAGAUUUAAUGGUCAAGAUGUGCCGGGAUCGCCAUUUACUUGUCGGGUUUCGGCUGCAGCACGUAUACAAUCGCCCGAAACGAUGGACAAAGUUAGUGUAGGACGUAUGUUUGAGUUUGUGGUGGAAUCGGAUACCAAACCAACAGUUGAGGUUUUGGGUCCGGCACGACGUAGUGUACCCGUUAAAGUCGAUGACAUACACAUGGGCUAUAAUGUUAAAUUUGAGCCCGUUGAGGUGGGAGAUCAUUCGGUGGAAGUGCGUUUACCGGGUGGCGGUCAUGUGGAAGGUAGUCCUUUCCUUUUGAAAGCCUACUCGGCAGAGAAAGUUGUGGUCACCGAUAUACGUCCUGGUGUGGUGGGUAAGAGUGUGAGUUUUGGCAUUAAUGCCAGCCAAGCAGGAGCUGGUAAUUUGGAAAUAAUUGUGGCUGUCAAUGGCAAAAAUGUGCCCAACUUUGUGCAGUCCGAAGGCAAUGCUCGUUUUAAGGUAAAUUUCAAGCCUACAGAAGCAGCACCUCACUCGCUGUCCGUGCGUUUUAAUGGUCAUCCAGUGCCGGGUUCACCAUUUACCUGCCAAAUAGGUUCGGCUCCGAUUAGUUUACCCAGAGCCAUAGCAUCAGGCGAAGCUUUGAAACAGGCCGCCAUACGUGUGGAUAAUGCUUUUGAUUUGGAUGGCUUUGAGGGUGUGGAGCCACAAGUUUUUGUAACAUCACCUUCGGGCGAUAAUGUUCCCGUAGAUGUACAGGGUAAUGGAGAUUCGUAUACUGGCUCCUUCCGUCCUUCCGUUGUAGGACGUCAUUUGAUCAGUGUUACUGCCUCAGAUCAGCAUAUUAAUGGAUCUCCCUUCUCUUGCAAUGUUUUUGAUGUUUCCCGUGUCACCAUAAGUGGUUUGGAGCAGCAAUAUGGUCCAGCAGCCUUGGGCAUACCCGUUACCUUUAGUGUAGAUGCUGCCGGUGCUGGUGAGGGCACUUUGGAAUUGGUAGUUUCCACCGACACCAGUACUGUUAAAGCUGAAGUUGUGGCCUGUGCUAGAGGUCUGUACGAUGUUACUUUCGUACCCCAGUCCACAGAGUCACACUAUGUUAAUAUCACCUUCAAUGAGGUGCCAGUUGAUGGCAGUCCCUUCCGUGUGGAAAUCCAACAUACAGCCCAAACUAUUCAAAUUGGCAGCUUGGCCAUGAUUGAUUUCCCUUCAGAUGAUCAAAUUGCAGAAAUAAUGGGACCAGAUCACAAGCCAGUGCCCUAUACAAUUAAUCGCCAGACGGCUGAAUUCCGCACUCAUAUGACUGGCAACUAUUUGAUACGUUUUAUUGAUCGUGAGACCAGACAACAUAUUGGCACUAGAACUCUAACCGUUUUCGAUCCUUCUUUGGUUAAGAUUACCGAGGUGGGUGAAGCCUUCUGCCACCGUCCGGCCAGCAUUUCUGUGUCACUUAACGAGGCGGGCCAGGGUGAUUUGUCGGCUAUGGUGAAAUGUGGUGCUACAGAAGUUCCUCACAAUAUUCGAGGACCUUCCAAGAAUGGUAUCUACGAGAUAGUCUAUCAUCCUACCAGAGUAGCUCCCCAUAAAAUCACUAUUCUUUUCAAUGAUGUACCCAUAUCAUUGAAGCCUUUGGAAAUUAAUGUUUUACCAGCUGGUGCUGGCAAGGAGAUCAGUGUCAGCGGCUUGGGCUUGUAUCAGGCUAGGGUGGGCAAGACCACUAAUUUUGCUAUAGACACCAUUAAACGCCCAGCUAGAGAGUUUGAUGUGGUGGUUUCGGGUCCUGGCGGCCAGGCUUUGCCAGUCAGAUGCUAUCAAACUAAGAGUGGUCAUUUGCAGGCUGAAUUCAAUAUUAAUAAACCCGGACAAUGCAUAAUAGAGGUUUUACAUCAGUCCAAACCGCUGCCGGGUAGUCCCUUCACUUGCGAAGCCUUCGACAUUAGCAAGGUAUCCGUGCAGGGAGUUCCCAAGAGUCCAAUGGCUUUGCACAGUCCCAUAUCCUUCUCUGUACGCACUGAAAAUGCCGGUUUGGCUGAAUUAGAAGCUUUUGCUGUUUCGCCCACAAAUCAAAAUGUACCCGUACACAUUAACGAACAGUCGGAGGGUAUACACAGUGUGGAAUUUAUACCCACACAACCAGGAAACUAUAAGCUGACCUUAAUGUAUGGUGGAGAGACACUACCCAAUUCGCCGUACACCUUUACCGCUUCAACAACAGGUGCUAAACAUGAUACCCGUGCCACAGGUAAUGGUCUUGAGGUAUGUCAUCGCAGUAAAGAAGCUUCGUUCAUUGUCUAUUGUCCCGUACAGCCGAAUGUGCAAAUUGAACGCACCGAUGAAUUUGGUGAGCGCAUUGAACCAAAAAUUAAGGCUUUGGGCAAUAAUGAAUGGCGUAUUUCGUAUACCAUACUGUCGGUGGGACGUUAUGAGAUUCGCGCCAGUUGCCCCAAUAGAGGUAAUCUACCCGGCUCUCCUUGGCACAUAUCCUGUGUGGAGUCUUCUAAGGUUACGCCUGUAGGCGGUUGGGGUACUUUGUUGGAUCAUGAGGGCCGUUUAAUUCUACCAGCCCGUAUUGUGUUCGAUGUGGAAAAUGCCGGUCCCGGAGAACUGAACUGUACUAUUGAUGGCAUAGAAAUUCCUGUGGACAAACUGCCCGAUGGUAAAUUGCGUUUGUUUAUAAGUGGUGAAAAUUUGGCUCCUGGUGAACAUGAUUUAGAUUUAACAUGGAGCAGUUUGACCAUAGUUCAAUGUCCACGCAGUGCUUUUGUUACCGGUCAACAGGCUGCCGAUAAGGUGGUACUGACAGGUCGUGGUUUGGCUGCCGCCCAGGCUGGAGAAGCAGCUCACUUUACCAUAGAUGCCUCAGAUGCUCCCGCUGGCAGGCCAGAAGUUAUUUUGGUACAUCAAGACAAUACCUCGGUACCAGUCAGUUUGGCCCAACCUCGACCGAACGAAGCCAUAUGGUUGGCUUCUUAUACACCACAAAAAUCUUCUUCGGGUACUUUGACAUUGUCGGUUAAAUGGAAUGGACGUUUGGUUAAGGGUUGUCCUCUUACCGUGGCCGUGGGCUCUUCAAUGGAUGCUUCCAAAGUUAUUUGCUCUGGUGAAGGUUUGCGUCAUGGCAUUGUUGGUAAAGAUAUUAAAUCUUGGAUUGAUACCAGACGUGCUGGUCCUGGAGAGUUAACCGCCCAUUGUGCUGGUCCACGUAAGGUGGCAUAUUGUGAAUUAUAUGAUCAUGGUGAUGCAACAUUCACACUGAAUAUUAAACCGCAAGAACCAGGACGUCACUUACUUACUAUUAAAUAUGGAGGACAAAAUGUUCCGGGCUCACCGUUUGCUUUGAAAGUCGCAGGAGCUCCAGAUGCUAGUAAGGUACGAGUUUAUGGUCCUGGCAUAGAACAUGGAGUUUUGGCUACAUUCCAAUCCCGCUUUAUUUGCGAUACCCGUGGUGCUGGCGCUGGCCAACUAACCGUACGUGUAAGAGGCCCUAAGGGUGCUUUCCGCGUGGAAAUGCAACGUGAAUCGCAAAAGGAUAGAACGAUUCUUUGCAAGUUUGAUCCCACUGAGCCUGGUGACUAUAGAGUUGAGGUGAAAUGGGCUGGAGAAUUUGUGCCCGGUUCACCAUUCCCCGUCAUGAUCUUCGAUACCGAGGAGGAGUUGCGAAGGUUUUUGCAGGGCAUAUGAGACCAAAGUAGCAUUAGCACCAUAAUAUUGCCAAGCCAUGCCCUCAGUCCAACACACAUGCAACAACAGCAUCUUCAUCAUCAGCAUCAUCAUCAACAACAGCAACAACAUCAGCAGCAUUUAGCCCACCAGCCAACAGCAACAACAACAAUCAUGCCACUAUUUUCUCAUCAUCAACAAGGAACACUUUUACGUCUGUCACCGCUCUACAUAAACAGGAGCAGCGGUCUGGGAAGCGGUCUGGGUUGCACUCACACUAGCAGUCGUACCCCCAGCCAUCAGUAUAUAAGUAAUCCAGAAUUGACCUUUGACAUUGGUUCACGUACAUGUUUGAGUCGUCGUUGUAGACAAGAAUCAACAUGUUGUAUACUUUGACAUUACUCCUUCUUUAAGAUUUACUUACUGACUUUCAAUUGUUAUUGUUUAAUUUAUUAUUUUUUGUACUUACCAUUUACACGAAUUAUUGUUUUUUGCUUUCUAACAACGAAUUCUGAAAACAAUUUUGGAAAUUUUAUAAACAACAUAUCUGAAAUAUCUUUUAAUUAAAAGAUAAACUUCACAAACAAACGAUGCAAUAAUUUUACUCUUUUUUUAAAUUUAAUGCUUUAAUUUUUACAAAAAAAAAAGAAUAUAAAAUACGAAAUUAUAAGUUUACAAUUAAUUUAAGUUAUAAUUUCCAUAUAUUAUCUUUUUAUACAUAAUUAACAUUGUAACUAACUUUAGUGCCUAGUAAAAAUAAUCUAAUGAAAUUAUAUUUUUUGGAUAUACAUAUGUAUAUUAUUGUACUUGUAGUAACAAUAAUUUAGGAAAUUAUAUUUGUUUUUCAAUAGUAUUUUUUUGCGAGAAGUGCACAGAAUAUCUGCACUUGCGUUGCAGAUAAAUUUAACAAUUCAUAAUAAAACAAAAUAUUUUAUAAAA